ACUUGUUUAUACAGUAAGCAGUCACCUCGUGAAGGUUGCAACGAGCCGCAAGCAUGCAGCGGGUGCUGAGUGCGUGGCGCAAUUCGCGCAGCGUCUCCGCCAAGCAGGGUCAUGAGGAGUUGCAGGAAGUUUUGACGAAGCUGCGCAAGCUCGGCAGGCAAGCCACGCUGGAGGAGUUCAAAGAGUCGCCGCUGGUGGCCAAGCUAAACUCCCCCGUACAGUUUCACGGGUUGGGCAACAUGAUCUACAACAACUCGGACGACAACGAUGAGGAGGUGCAGAAGGCGCUACACGUGUGGAAGAUCGCUAUGGACAAGGGAAGUGAGAAGGCCAAGUUCAGCUACGCAUUGUGCAUGAAGAAGGGCAUCGGUUUCCCGAAGAAGGAUGCGGUGGGUGCUACCAAGUAUUUCAAGGAGUUAGCAGCCACUGGGCAUGGAUGGGGAACUUUUGCAUACGCCGACGCCUUGAGCAGUGGUGAAGGCACACGCAAGAAUGAAAAGAAGGCCUUCGAGUUGUACAAGAAGUGUGCUGAAACAGGCAUCCCACCAGCUUACAUGAACGUUUCCAACAUGUACACAUCAGGAACUGGAACGGAAAAGAACGAACAGGAAGCGUUGAAGUGGCUCAUCAAGGCAGCAGAAGCUGGUGACCCGACUGCUAAAUCCCGGUUGGGUGAGUACUAUUCGCAUGGCAUUGGUGGUGUGCAAAACAAUCAGGCUCGAGCUGUUCAGUAUUACAAGGAGGCGGCCAGUGCUGGCAUUGUUAUGGCGCAGUUCAACCUUGGCUAUCUGUUCCUCACUGGCGACGGAGUGCCGCAGGACCCAUUGCAAGCUGAGGUGCUCUUCCGCAAGGCUGCCGAGAAAGGUUUCGUUAUGGCGAUGGUAAACCUUGCCCAAAUGUAUCGCACUGGGUACGGCAAGGUGCCCAAGGACCUGGAAACGGCGCGCAAGUGGCUAGAGCUGGCCGCUCCGCACGAUCCGAAUGCGAAGGAGCUGCUGAAGGCACUGACGGAGCCAGAAGAUGCUAAGCAGGAAAUCGCCGCCAAAAAUUGAUGCAGCGCUAGGAUUUUGAUUCAAUUAUU
Phytophthora nicotianae INRA-310 is the source of this 1081-nucleotide messenger RNA. RefSeq lists its product as hypothetical. Bases 54 to 1052 code for a protein of 332 amino acids. NCBI's taxonomy places the organism in Eukaryota, Oomycota, Peronosporomycetes, Peronosporales, Peronosporaceae. The record is from RefSeq and is a predicted model, not a curated record. Gene Ontology annotation, molecular function: protein binding. The transcript is spliced from 7 exons.